AUGCAUGGCCUAGGCGACCGGUGUGCGAAGGAAGGGCGGAGUUUUGCGGAGCGGCGAUGCUGGUUGGACGUUGUUGAAGCCAAAGGAAACUACAACAGCGUUGCUGGCACCGUCAAGGAGACCAUCGGCAACCUGACCGGCUCCACCGACUGGCAGACCACCGGCAAGGAGCAGCACGCUAAGGGCGAGAGCGAGAUCAAGGCGGCCGAGGCCAAGGGCUACGCCGAGGGCACCAAGGACCAGGUUUCGGGCAAGAUCGACAACGUCGUUGGCGCCGUCACCGGUGACAAGUCCAAGGAGAUGUCCGGCAAGGCCCAGCAGGAGUCUGGCAAGGCCCAGAAGGAACUCAACUCCUAA
Molecule: messenger RNA, 357 nt
Organism: Pseudozyma hubeiensis SY62
Lineage: Eukaryota; Fungi; Basidiomycota; Ustilaginomycetes; Ustilaginales; Ustilaginaceae
Exons: 2
Coding region: 1-357 (118 amino acids)
Source: RefSeq, a predicted model, not a curated record